GUGCUACAAGUACAGCGCCUGUUAGCAACUGUCAUGAACCAGUUCAUAGCUAUUGUUCAAGAAGUAAAUUAGAUGAUGAAAUUCAAAAAUUACAAAAGGGUAAAUUUAAGAUAUUGCAUGGAACAAUUGGAACAGGGAAAACCUCCGCGGCUGCGCAUUAUAUUGUUAUGAACAAACAAACGUUUGCUAUUAGUUGGGUUAUAGAUGGCCCUACUGGUGAAGAUCGCGUUAUCGCGUCGUUAACAGACCUGGCCGAGAAACUUGGUGUAUCGUAUGGCGAGUUGUUUCAAACUAUUGAACAAAAAGCUGAAAAUGAAGAUAUCAUAUUUUUGUUAGAUAACUUAGAAAGGAAGCCAUGUUAUAAAUGGUUUAAUGAGCUGUGGAACAUCCGACGUUCAGUUUACAUCAUCAUUACAACCAAUAAUCCCUCUUUGGACCUUCCUGAUGCAGAGCAACUUCAGGUAGAGAAAUUUGAGGAGGCGUUGGAGUUUCUUGAAGAAAUCCGCAAAGAAAAUAAUGAAGAAGAUCUUUUAGAGCUUUGUGAUCAUUUUGGUUGGAAUAUUCUGGGUCUGACGGCUGCUAAAGAUUACAUGUUGAAAAAAAAGAUAUCGGCCCGCACAUACCUGAAAAUGCAGCGUGACAAAGUGGCAGCGCAGAAAGUUCGCCAAACUGAGUUAAGUAAUCAUGAUCGAAUACUUUACGAAAGUGUACGUGCAUGUUUAGAAGAGGUUGACAGUGAUAAAUUUUCUGCUAUUGCUGCCACUUCUUUAAUCUCUAAUAAAAUGAUUCCAGAUUUUUUUCUCAGUAAUCUGCUAUCUUCAAAUAAUCACCUGGCAAACGUAGCAGAUUUAAAUGAUUUACAUGAUGAGCUCAAGUCACUGGUUCGCAUCACAGAGGAAAAUGGUAUUCGGUUCUUUUCUUUCCAUUCUUUUACCCAGAAUGUGAUCAGAGACAUAAUCGAUGAAUCAUUAAAAGCAGAUCUACUAUACAAAUUGGCGGGAAUAUUUAUGAAGUAUAUCAGUAAAGAUAACCGUUUUUCAAAAGGCGAUUUUCUUCAGCGUACCGUCCGUGAACAUGCGGAGAUACUUCUGCAAGAGUGGGAGGACAAACAGAAAGAUGAUCGUACUUUGAUAGCAUUAGCUCGGUUAUCAGAACUGGUUGGCUUCACCUACACUCAGCAACAGCCUCCUUUACAACAUAAACUGGACGUUCACUUUAUAAGUGCUAGAAAUCUGCUUCAUGAGUUGUGUGGAAUAACUGAGGAAGAUGUACAACCUGCUGAUGGUUUUUUAGCCUCACUUAAGAAGAUGCUGCUGAUGUUUUUUCAUGUAGUCUUAGAAGUCUGGGGAAGUUCGCUUGAAGACUCCAGUGAUAAAGAACAUAGAGAGAUGUAUGGUAUUACCAAGAGAGAUUCAGCAGUCGCUCGUCAGUUGUUCAAUAAACUGACUAAGAAGAGUUCAGGAUUAUCGCCAGACAUAAUUGAAGAACUUGUAUUCUUGCGAACUGUAAACAAACAAGAUUUUGCUUUGUUUCCCGAAGUUGUUAAGGAGAAUCAGACGGUGAAGGAAAAGAUCGAAUGUUCACAUCCGCUUUCGCCAAGUGAUGUUAAUGUGCUCGUUGACCAUGGGGCGGCAUACAGCGUUGAUCGCUAUCGUGAAUUGUUUCUACCGGAACUUUACCUCUCAGUGAUUUACAGCUUUGGCAGAAAUUAUUUCUACAGAAAUAGAGCAACAAUUGAGAAUCCAAGUUUUUACAUCGAUCUUUUGAAGUUAGCGUAUUGUCUUUCAUGCGAGAUCAGCGAGCGAAUGAACCCCCAUGCUGUCUUUCAUGAAUUGAAGGUGCAAACGACUGCUCUUUUAUAUCUCCUGGUUAAUGACGACUAUAAUUGCCAACAAGAUGGUACACAUAUGAAGAAAGAUGCCCAGGCCCAUGCUACGGACUUGAAGAAUGCAAUUGAUCGUUACCAACAGUUGAUCGACGAUGAACGAAGAUUUUUCGAAAUGGGGAUAUUGAAAAAAACGAAGGAUGACACGUACAGCAAGCUUGUUUGUUGUCAACAGAUCUUGAGAUGCUACAAAAACUUGCUAUCACUCAAGAGCAUUGACGGUCGUGACCAGUACAUCAAAGAUGGCGUCCAACUUUGUGAUAAUCUUUUGAAAUUAUUGACUAUUUACGCCACUGAAGACCGAAAGAAAGAUCUCGUUCGAUAUUCCAGACAUAUGAACGACAUUGCUGAGUUUUAUUUAAGUGUCAGCCGGGACGAAUAUUACCCUCGAGCUGUUAAAAUUUUUGCCAUCUCAGCCGAACAUGCUGAAAAAUAUGAUGUGACCUUGUUCUAUCUUCAAGCGUUGGUUGGCUUGGCAGAUAUCUUCAGCAGAAUUGGCAAACAUCGCUUUUCUGCCACCCAGGUUUCAAUUCGUCAUCUCAAGCGAUGCAACAGCAAAGAAAGUCUCCUUGAAAUGCAGCGCCAGAAGCCUCAUAUCCAAGAAAGAAUUUGCAAAAUUCAAAGACAAAACGUAGCAAUGGUCCUCAAGCACUGUAUUCUGCGUAGACGCAAACGAGGUAAAAAUCACAACAGUGCAUAUAUUAAGUAGCUAUUUCAAUUUUUAUAAUGAUAAUUUUGCAAACAUGAGGUAAAAUCGAAAUGAAAAAAUUGUAGCAGUGGCAGCUUUAUAAAAGACGUAUCCAAUCACGAAAAUUUUGCACGGUCAGAAAAUUUUUGGCUUUAAAACGAUAGCAAAUGGUUCGUUAUGGCUCAUUAUGUAAAUUUAGUUCUUGUUGUGUUUCCGGUUUAAGUUUUGAGGAGCUUGUACUGGUUCCAACCUCCACAUGACAAAUAGAAAUUUCAAAUUUGUUCAGUGGAACUUGGACUUUCUUUUACAAUUUGGUCAUUUUAUCUUUUGUUAUAGCUGAGACAUCCCAGCGCUAUGUCGACGAAUCUGACGCAUGUGAAGUGCUAGUGGAUAGUGCAUCAUCUACGUCUAGUGCAAAUGGUAAACAUGUUUUUGUCUUUGCAUGUACGUUCUUGAAAAUUGUUGUACUUGGCUUUAAAUAUUAGUAGCGUUUCGUAAAACCGAAGCGCUUGUAUUAUGUGAAUAUUUCUCUCUAUACCCGGUAUUUCUCUAUAUUCCGGAUUUCCACAGGCAGACUAUUCCAGUCGUUGGUAGCAUGGUAGCUGAAUGCCUGCUUCCCCCAGUUCUUCUUGACGCGUUCCAAAUGUAUGUUCUGUUUGUUUCGAGUAUUGUAGCUGUGGAUGUCAGAGGAGAACUUGAAAUUAAAAUCGAUGUCAUUGUUUUAACACUUGUGCAUGAUUAGACAACGGUGAAAGUGUCUACGUGUUGUUGACGGCUGCCAAUUUAACGAUCGUAGGGAUUCUGAGGCUACGAGAGUGGAUGAACGUCAAGAAUGAUUUUAGCGACUUUGUUGUGAAGAACUUGAAGGUGGUUCAUCAGGACAGAGUUGCUUUAAAAAAAAACCCAGAAAAGUGAAGUGGUAGGUGGCAGAUGAGGGGUUUCUGCCAUGCAAAAAUUUUUUUACGGUUCGCUUGGUUUUGUGUUGUGAUAUUUUUUCUGUCUGCAACUUCUGGCUGCUUGUAUGGAUAUUUUCGGUUCAAAACACGGUGAUGACCUUAGUAAACGAACACCACUGAUAUGUAUAUUGCUCGGUACCUUCAGUGUCCUUAUAAGGGAGGUUCUUAGGAAUUUAUUCCAGGUAAGCGCCUUCUUUCUGAUAUAUUUUAACAGGUCUUGAUAUUUUUAUAGAUACGUAUAUGAAUAAUCAUUUGCUGAAAUUGGCUCAAAAUAUCCCUGGAGGCUGGAAAGAACUGGCAAUAUUUCUUGGUAUUAGCGACAGCAAAAUAAAGGAGAUUCACUUGAAUCACCGGGAUAAUGUGGUAUGGCAAACAUAUAUGAUGCUCAAGCAUUGGUGGACAUCUCGUCAUCAAGCCGCGCAGUCCUGGCGCGAGGAACUUAACAAAGCUCUGUGUGAAAUUAAUAGACAAGAUUUAGCUCAAGAUUUCACAGGUGAUGUUCUUCAAACCGAUACAUGA
Messenger RNA from Paramuricea clavata, 4048 nucleotides. NCBI's taxonomy places the organism in Eukaryota, Metazoa, Cnidaria, Anthozoa, Malacalcyonacea, Plexauridae. The record is from the annotation of a GenBank genome assembly.